Molecule: messenger RNA, 582 nt
Organism: Verticillium alfalfae VaMs.102
Lineage: Eukaryota; Fungi; Ascomycota; Sordariomycetes; Glomerellales; Plectosphaerellaceae
Exons: 2
Coding region: 1-582 (193 amino acids)
Source: RefSeq, a predicted model, not a curated record
AUGGUCGAGGUUGUGAAGGUCCCGGUGCUUCUCACAAGCACCACAUCGUGUGUUGGUCGUCUCUACUUACAAGUUUCGAUAGUCUCAGGCACCGACCCACUCGAGUCAAACGACGCAAGACCUGAUGACGAAGCCACUGUCGUGAGGCUUGUCGACGACGUGGAAUUGGCCAAGAGCGGUUUUGACGUGCAGCCCGUCCAUGGUCCUGCUCUGGUCGUCGAGUUGCACGCCGCCUUGCUGACUGUCAGCGACGCAACCUCGGAAGACCAACUCCCGGCCCGGGACGCCGACUCGUCAGACGCCAUCACGGUCUUUGUGAUGAUCUGCGUUACUGUUCCAUUGGUGAUGGUAAUGGUGGCGCAAGGCGAGGUCACCGCCGGAUUGGCCGUGAUCGUGGCGUUGGCCUUUGAUGAACCGGUAGAGACCAACGCGCCCGACGGCUCGCUCGAUCCUGUUCCUGUAGCCACCGUUGGCAGCAGAACUGGUCCUGAGCUCAGACUCGCGCUACUUGCUGCGAGAGUUGAGUUGGAAAUACUGCUCUUAACUGAGCCUGCAGGCGAGCCUGAAGAGGUCGUCGUCUGA